CAUUGGCCUUGAAACUCUAUAUCUUGGCCUUGUAACAUGUGGCCUUGGCCUUGUAACAUGUAGUCUUGGCCUUGCUACUUUUGGUCUUAUUAACAACGCUGCAGCUUGUUUGACUUCUUUAUCAAUCCAUGGUUUUAUACAAGAUCCUUUUAUUUCUUUUUUAGUUUUAAUGGCUGAUGAUUCUAAAAUAAAUACAAUUCCGAUUAGUUCAAUCUUUUCUGAUGAUCUCCAGGAUCAAGUUAGAGAGAUUGGCGAAAAUGCAGUGUGGUCUUUAUCUUCAUGUAAACCAGGUUUUGGUGUAUCUGAACUACGUGAUAAUAAAUUAACAACUUAUUUUCAAUCAGACGGACCUCAACCACACCUCAUAAACAUUCAGUUUCCAUGGAAACAAGCAGUAAGGUUUGUAUCAAUAUACACCGAUUAUAAAUCAGAUGAAAGUUAUACUCCAAAUAGAAUUUCUAUUCGUGUUGGAAAUGAUAAGCAUGACUUGAAACAAAAAGAGCUUCUAGAACUAGAUGAGCCUUGUGGGUGGAUAAAUGUCGAAUUGGAUAACAAUGGAAACACUCUUAAGACAUUUAUGAUUCAAAUUGCGGUUUUAGGAAACCAUCAAAAUGGAAGAGAUACACAUUUAAGACAAAUAAAAGUUUUUGCUCCAAAAGUCAAUUCAACAAGUUAUAAAAUACCAUCUAUUGAACAGCUGAAUGAUCCUGUUUUAACUGAGUUAAGUUGCAUAAGAUGACAACACUAUAUAAAAUAAAAAAUCCGUUAUCAACAUAAAUAAAUUAAUUAGAUAAACCAAAGAGGGACCAUAUAAUAUAAUUUGUUAAUAAUUUUUCAAGUUAAAUUAUUGUUAUUUGUUACAUAGUGUUAGUUUUACUCAAUUAAAAAGAGUAACAAAAAUUUAUUUAUCAGUUAA
Messenger RNA from Hydra vulgaris (swiftwater hydra), 916 nucleotides. NCBI's taxonomy places the organism in Eukaryota, Metazoa, Cnidaria, Hydrozoa, Anthoathecata, Hydridae. The record is from RefSeq and is a predicted model, not a curated record.